Molecule: messenger RNA, 2538 nt
Organism: Myripristis murdjan (pinecone soldierfish)
Lineage: Eukaryota; Metazoa; Chordata; Actinopteri; Holocentriformes; Holocentridae
Product: beta-2 adrenergic receptor-like
Exons: 4
Coding region: 220-1755 (511 amino acids)
Biological process (GO): norepinephrine-epinephrine-mediated vasodilation involved in regulation of systemic arterial blood pressure; adenylate cyclase-activating adrenergic receptor signaling pathway; positive regulation of MAPK cascade
Cellular component (GO): plasma membrane
Molecular function (GO): beta2-adrenergic receptor activity; norepinephrine binding
Source: RefSeq, a predicted model, not a curated record
GAGUGUGUUUACAUGUGAGAGUGUGCGAGAGAGAGAGAGAGAGAGAGAGAGUGUGUGCAUUUCACACACCAGACACGGAAACCAGACCUCCAAACUCAGCAAAACAGCAGGAGGACCAUAAGCUGCUGCCAAGAACACUAUAAUGAUACUUUGUGUUGUGGAUUUCAAAGUGUCUGGAUUAUCAAAUCACUGGAUUAUAACAGAUAGGACCUGGCGGUCAUGGAGAAUGUGAGUGCUGUGUCAGUGCUGGCUAACCAAUCACAGCAGACCAUCUCCUCCCCGCACUCCUCUAAUUUGUCAGCGGAGUACAGUGAUGCACACCUAGUGUUGCUAGGCACUGCCAUGGCCAUUCUGGUGUUGGCCAUAGUCUUCGGCAACGUGUUGGUAAUCACCGCCAUCCUGCGGUUUCAGCGACUCCAGACCGUCACCAAUCUUUUCAUCACCUCACUGGCCGCUGCUGACCUCAUCAUGGGCGUGGUUGUGGUCCCCUUCGGCUCCACCUACAUCCUGCUGGGUGCCUGGCAGUUUGGAAGCCUCAUGUGUGAGCUGUGGAUAGCAGCUGACGUGUUGUGUGUGACAGCCAGCAUCGAGACGUUGUGUGUGAUUGCUCUGGACCGUUACCUCGCCAUCACCUCGCCGCUCCGCUACCCAACACUGCUCACCAAGUGUCGGGCCUUCGGGGUGGUCCUUGGUGUUUGGGCUGUGGCCUUCCUCAUCUCCUUUCUGCCCAUCCACAUGGAGUGGUGGGUUUCUGAUGAGAAAGAGGCCAUCCGCUGCUCGGAAGAUCCAUACUGCUGCGAUUUCAACACCAAUGUAGCGUACGCUGUGUUUUCCUCAAUGGUGUCGUUCUACUUCCCACUGGUGGUGAUGGUUUUCCUGUACACCCGGGUGUUUCAGGAGGCCCGAAAACAGCUGGAGAAGAUCAGAGGGAGGGAGAGGCACUUUUAUCACUUACAUUGCACCACACAGCUAUCCAAUCCCAGUGACAGCCCUACAAUGGAUUCACUUAGGACUGGCGCUGUGGUGGGAGGACAACGGGGAGAGGAGAGACUACAUAUGCAGAACAAAGAAGGCAGUGGAUGGGAAGAAGGAGAGGCAGUAAAGGAAGGAGGAAUCAGAAAGAACAGACAGAAUGGAAAAGCAAAGAGCAAACAAAAUGAAGGAGAGAACAGAGAGAGGACAGAGAAAGGAGAAGGUAAACACUCUGCAACAAAGCGUCAUAAGUUCUGUCUGAAGGAGCACAAGGCUGUGAAAACUCUGGGUAUCAUUAUGGGAACCUUCACACUUUGCUGGCUGCCUUUCUUCAUCCUCAACAUCCUGAUGACCUUCCUCAGGCUGGAUGAUGUGAAGCUGCUGUUCAGACUCCUCAACUGGCUGGGCUACUCCAACUCAGCCUUCAACCCGCUCAUCUACUGCCGCAGCCCUGACUUCAGACACGCCUUUCAGGAGAUACUCUGUCUGAGGGCCGAUGGGCAAUGGGGAGGGAGGAGACGAUGGGGUUGGUGGGGAUGGAGAAUCCUCCACUGCAAGGAGAGGAAGGGUGUGAAGGGGGUUCGUGGGCUGGAUGUUCACCAGAGGUGGAGGUGGAAGGGCAGUCUGGAAGGCUCCCCCCGACACAACUCGCUCCCCCUGGCUCCUGCCAAUCCACUGUCCGAGGAGCGGGUUUUAGAAGUAGCUCCAGGCUCUCUGACUGACUGCCAAGGCAAUAGUUCCACCAGGGGAAGCUGUGAGGAAACCCUGGCCUCUAUUGUUUGACCAAUUAGAAUAAUAGAAUGUAAUGAAUACCACUGGAUACCAGACAGGUGACAUUAUAAUGGAAUGUAUAUUACUUUGAUUGCUACUGGAACUAUCUAAGAAGUAGCAGUAGCAGGAAAAUGUCACAAUGAAGACAUGCAUGUUUAUCCAAUGCAUUACAACACCACAGUCACAACUGUCACCUCUACAUUGGAAGUUUUCAGCUAGUCAAUAAGUGUUCUGAUGAAAUAAUGGGGAAAGCUGUAUUCAAAAGAUGAUGCACAUUCCAAAACUUGCUUUGAUUGCAUGCAGUCAAGAAGGAACAUCCAAAAAGUGGGUGUUCAUCUUGAAGUGAAAAGCUUGCUGGUUCAACAGGCUGGGAAUAAACAAAAAGAGUAACAUGCUGCCCUUCUUUAUCACAGCUACAGUUUAAAUGCCCUUGAGCAGCGCAUUUGACCUCAAACACUUUGCUACUGAAUGUGUUGAUGGAUACUGAUGAAAAAAGAGCUGUGCUUUUAAUAGAGUGUGUUUUGGCACUGGUACAGACUUGGUUUUAACAUCUGUUUCGGGUGAUCUGAUCAUAUGUGAUCAACUGAGAUAGAUUGCUCUUCACACAUGGCAUUAUUUGUGUCAAAGGCAUCUCCAGCGAUGACUUGUGACCGGAUUUUUGACUGACCUCAGAUUUUACAUAAAUACUUCUUCCCUUUAUUUAUUACUUUGAUUCCUCUGUACCUUACUUCAACUCCCUCCUGUCCUUUCUUACCCCACACUUCUACUGAAUAUUCCAUGUCGUCACAUUCUUCC